Molecule: messenger RNA, 1748 nt
Organism: Varroa destructor (honeybee mite)
Lineage: Eukaryota; Metazoa; Arthropoda; Arachnida; Mesostigmata; Varroidae
Gene: VGAT
Product: vesicular GABA transporter
Biological process (GO): amino acid transmembrane transport
Cellular component (GO): vacuolar membrane
Molecular function (GO): L-amino acid transmembrane transporter activity
Source: RefSeq, a predicted model, not a curated record
AGCAGUCACAGCACCAGUUGUGCCAUUACGGAAGUAUAAGCGAGACUCGGCGCCUCACGCAGGUAUUGCGUUGGGUGCAGGAGUGCGUACGUGCUGAGGAAACGAAAUUCACCGCCAGACGCAUGAAGUGACCAGGAAAUAAAGCGUUUUGACGGUGUGGAGCUGACGGGAGGUCAGCGUCGAGAUGGCGGCUGGAUUUGCGGCCGAGUUCCUAACGCGCGCUAAGGAGCAGGCUCCAGUACUUGUGCAACGAGUCAAAUCGUAUUGUCCAGGAGCGUGCGCCGAUGGAACUGGACCAGGAGGGCCAAGCGAAGGCACGGGCCUACGCGGGGGUGCAGGCACCGAAAUGUCCAACUUCCAAAAUUAUACUGAAGAGGGCGGUUAUGCAGAAACAAGUUUGACGAACGGUGCUCGCCUCGAACGGCAGGGAAGCAGCGUUGAGGUGGACGAGUUCGGGGACAAAGGACAAGAAAAAAUCGAUGAAUGGCAAGCAGGGUGGAAUGUCACCAAUGCGAUCCAGGGAAUGUUCAUCGUGAGUUUACCGUACUCCGUGCAGCAAGGCGGCUACUGGGGUAUAUUUGCACUUGUAUUCGUCGCGUACAUCUGUUGCCACACGGGCAAGAUCUUAGUGGAGUGUCUUUAUGAAUACAACGACAAAGGCGAAUUGAUUCGUGUACGGGACAGCUACGUGUCCAUCGCUAAAGUCUGUCUCGGGAGUAAGUGGGGAGGCCGGAGCGUUCAUUUCGCACAGGUGACCGAAUUAUUGAUGACAUGCAUCCUAUAUAUCGUGUUAUGCGGAGACUUGAUGGUCGGUUCGUUUCCCGAUAGCCCGAUUGACCAGCGAUCGUGGAUUAUGAUCUUCACCAUGAUUCUUCUGCCCUGCGCGUUCCUUCGAGACUUGCGCUCGGUUUCAAUGCUGUCGUUCUGGUGCACGAUGGCACAUUUGUUCAUCAAUGUCAUCAUUCUUGGAUAUUGUCUGCUCUGCGCCGGCGACUGGGGCUGGGGAAAAGUAAGCUGGUCAAUCAACAUGGACAAAUUCCCUGUCACCAUGGGCAUCGUCGUAUUCAGCUAUACAUCGCAAAUAUUUCUGCCAUCGCUCGAGGGCAGCAUGAUCGACAGGAGCAAGUUCCAUUGCAUGCUCAACUGGUCUCAUAUUGCUGCUGCUAUGUUCAAAGCGAUCUUCGCCUGGUUGUGCUUCCUGACCUGGACGGAUGAGACGCAGGAAGUAAUUACAAACAACUUGCCAACGCGCGGUUUCAAAAUUGUCAUCAACCUAAUUCUUGUCGUGAAGGCCCUAUUUUCAUAUCCGCUUCCAUACUUCGCUGCAGCAGCACUAUUGGAGCAUCAGUACUUCCGCGAGCGGCCUAAGACCCUAUUUCCUUCGUGCUACGCGAUCGACGGAGAAUUACGCGUGUGGGGAUUGGCCGCUCGUGUUGGCCUUGUCAUCUUCACUAUGCUACUGGCUGUUUCAAUUCCGUAUUUCGCCCUCUUGAUGGGGCUUAUCGGCAGUUUUACUGGCACGAUGUUAUCGUUUAUCUGGCCGUGCUACUUUCACAUGAAGCUCAAGUGGGGUCAAAUAGAAACAUCGCAGAUCUGCUGGGAGGUGUUCAUUAUCGUCUUCGGCGGUAUCUCCGGAAUUAUCGGAAUCUUCACAUCGUUCGCUGGUUUAGUGGAGGCAUACCAUCUACCGAUGCCGCCUAUACCAGUUCUCAAUGAAGCCUAAACGAUCGCAUAAGCUUGAUGAGCGC